GUGUGGGUGCAGUGACGCAGUCGCGGGGGCAAGCAUGGCGGUUCGGUGCGUGAGGCUCUCGGGGCGCAGUCUCCCGGCGUUGGCGCUGUCUCUCAGGCCUUCUCCUCGCUUGUUGUGCACACUUACAAAACAGACAAACAGUGGCCAGAACCUGGAAGAGGACUUGGGUCAUUGUGAGCCAAAGACAGAGCAGCCAUCUGCAGACAAGACCCUCCUGGAAGAGAAGGUGAAGCUAGAAAAGCAGCUGAGGGAGACUAUGGAAAAAUACAAACGGGCUUUGGCAGAUACUGAGAAUUUUCGGCAGAGAAGCCAGAAGCUGGUAGAGGAGGCCAAGCUGUUUGGCAUCCAGGGCUUCUGCAAGGACUUGCUGGAGGUUGCAGACAUCCUGGAAAAGGCAACCCAGAGUGUUCCAAAGGAGGAGAUCAGCAACAAUAAUCCUCACUUGAAGAUCCUAUAUGAAGGGCUAGUCAUGACUGAAGUCCAGAUUCAGAAGGUGUUCACAAAACAUGGCUUGCUCAGGCUCGACCCCAUCGGGGUCAAGUUCGACCCUUAUGAACACGAGGCUUCGUUCCACGCCCCCGUGGAGGGGAAAGAGCCAGGCACUGUGUCAGAAGUUAGAAAGGUGGGUUAUAAGCUGCAUGGACGUAUCCUCAGGCCAGCUGUGGUGGGGGUAGUGAAGGAAGCUUAGCUGCCUUCCUUAGGGCUCUGGACUUUGUAAGUCACUUGCUAGAACUUGAAAGGCAGAGGCAGGCUUGUAAUUUCUCAUCUGUGAACACAUCUGACCCUUGCCCAGCCUUUUGGAAAUUUUAAGUAAGCUAAGCAGAACACAAAGCUGCUUGCAUACUAUCAGGGACUCUGGGAGCCUGAUCACUGAGUUUAGCAUCACCUACUUCAGAAGAGGGCCUCAGGAGUAGUAACACUGUAUCUGUUCCACCUCGUGAUUGAUAAGUACUUUACACAAAUAAAAGGUCUUUGGCUACAUCUGUGCUGCACAGUCUAUCUCUGGGUGCCAAGGCUCUGGUAUCACUCAGCAUGGUGGGGUUCCUUCAAAGAGAAGGGCCAGAGUGGGAACAGUGUUCUUACCAGCAAAGCUAAGACCUUCAAGAGCAUGAAUUCCUUCGUAGGUAGGAUUUGGCUGCUGUAAAUGGCAGCCUUUGAACUGGGAACCUGAACUUGAACAUACUUAGUUUUUUCUCUGCUUCCAGUUUUCUCAAUAUUUAAAUCUAUAGCUAAGUAGUGCUAAAGAAAUCAUACGCUAUCAAGACAUCAUUUUGAAUGUGAAGCUGCAUAACUAGUAUGCUUCAGACAUUUCUACUUUUCAGGUUGUGGUCAAGAGCAUUAAAAAGUCUCAUCUUUUUUGUCCUCCUAGUUUUCUAGUAUUGAAUUUUAUCAUCUAGUAGAGAUCUGGUGAGCUCCUGAGGAGAAAGCCUGGCUCGCUCAGUUCACAUUUAAGCUUGGAGCUGCAUAUGCCUGGGUUGUACAUCUUGGCCUUACAUAUAAUAGAGAUUGUAGGAGAAAACCAAGGAGCCAAAGCCAUGUGGCAGAAGCUGACUUCAGACUCCCACCAGCCAAAAGGCCUGUUUCCCAUUUCAAGAGAGGGCUCAGGAAAAAAGCUAAGAAAUGGUGAUGUAAGUGAAGCUGUGCUAGAGGAACUAAGGCAUUGAUUACACCCGUGUGCAGAAGCCAGGGUAGUGCAGUAAAUGCACAGAGGUGAGGGGAUAGUCUUUUGCCAUUGAAUUUAAAAGACCAUGCUAGAAUUCAAAGUUCUGUCGUCACACAUUCUGCUUUAAGCAGCCUUGAAGUUCAAUCUCUGGAAUUGAAGGAAUUCCCAAAUUGUUCUCUGACCCCCCCACCUGUGCUUAAACACAAUAACCCAAGUUUUAAUAGUUGAACAUGGAUAGCAUUUUUUCUGUCUCUAAGUACACUGUAUGUGCAUGGCAUCCUGGAGUACGCAUAGAGUAUGUGUAGACAGUGCCUCCUGUCGUAUAAGCCACUUUUGGUACCCUGGAAGAGAGGAGGGUCCUGGAACCAAUCAGGAUGGGUAGCCUAAAUGUGGCAGAUGUUUGCAAGGUAAUCAUUAGCACUAAUGGGAGAUGCACAGAUGUGCACACAUUUCUCAUGGAAUUCAAGUCUUGCUCAGACACAUUCCAGGUACAUGUGUGAGUGUGGCUAACCAGAAUGUUAGAGGCAGCUGGAAACGAUCUUUGGCCUGGCUGGUACUCUUAGGUUCAGACUCAACUGUGGGUGUACUGCUGUCUGGCCCAUGGGGGCUUGUGCUUGGUUGACAGCAGCUUUCCACCUCGGGCAGGAAACUGGCUUGACAGCAAAGUGCUGGAGGAUCAA
Messenger RNA from Chionomys nivalis (European snow vole), 2343 nucleotides. It is a transcript of the gene Grpel1, whose product is annotated as GrpE like 1, mitochondrial. Gene Ontology annotation, molecular function: adenyl-nucleotide exchange factor activity; protein-folding chaperone binding; protein homodimerization activity. NCBI's taxonomy places the organism in Eukaryota, Metazoa, Chordata, Mammalia, Rodentia, Cricetidae. The coding region runs from base 35 to 688 and encodes 217 amino acids. Gene Ontology annotation, cellular component: PAM complex, Tim23 associated import motor. The transcript is spliced from 4 exons. Gene Ontology annotation, biological process: protein folding; protein import into mitochondrial matrix. The record is from RefSeq and is a predicted model, not a curated record.